UCAGGUCACGUGGCCUCGCGGCCAACUGGAUGACGGCCUGAACGGCAACAACAAACAUGGCAGCGGCUCCGGAGAGGAGCUGGACGGAGGAGAAGGAGAGGACGCUCAUUGCGUUUUUCUCCAAGAACAGCUGUUUGUGGAACUACAAGUCAGAGAACUACAAGAACCGGGAUCUGCGAUGGAAAACCCUGGAGCACCUCCGGAUCCUGCUCUCCUUCCAGCCGCCUCCCGUUCCGUUCACAGUGGAAGACAUCAAGAACAAGUUUAAGAACCUGCGUACGACGUUCCAGCGCCAGUACAAGCUGGUGCGUCAGAGCGGCGAGGCCGGCCUGGUGCCGCAGUGGAAGCACUACCAGCAGCUGAGCUUCCUGCAGGGCUGCUGCGAGCCAGAGGAGGGCGCCGACGAGACGCCGCCCUCCCCGCCUGCAGAGGAGAGCUGGCUCCCGCCCACCUCCCCCGGACUCGGCAUCUCCUUCCUCCACUCCUCUUCCUCAGGCGGCGCCGCUGGGAGGAGCUUAUGGACGGAGGAGAGGGAGCGGGAGCUCAUCGCGUUCUACGCAGAGCACGGCUGUCUGUGGAACAGGAAGUCUGAGAAUCACAACAACCGGCAACUCAGACAGAAACUCCUGGAGUCCCUCAGGAUCCGGCUCUCGGACCAGCUGGUUCUGUUUUCUGUGGGAGACGUAAAAUCCAAGUUCAAGAACCUUCGGACGGUUUUUAACCGGGAAUUCAAGGCGGUCCAGGCGAGCAGAACCUCGGACCAACCCUACGUGUCCAAGUGGAAACACUUCCACCAGAUGCUCUUCCUCUGCGAGUCGUUUGAGGAAGACGAGUUUCCUGACGGCCCGCAUGAAGGAAGCCGGACUUCCUGCUCCCAAAGCGGCGUCUCCGCCUCCUCCUUCGACGCCUGCAGCAUAAAGACGGAGAGCAACACCAUCAGCUGCUCCGCCUUCCAGGGUUUGUUCCCAUCAGCUCCAGACCAGACCGAGCUAAUGGAUCCCAGAGCGCCGUCCGGAUCGCCGCCGGACAGGAAGCCCGGUCGGGUUUUGGUUCCGGCUGACGACAGGGCGAGCGGCGAGUCGCGCUGCCUCUGGAGCGAAGCCAAAGUUCAGCAGCUGAUCUCGUUUUACGCCGAGCACAGCUGCCUGUGGAACCAUCGGGUCGACAGCUUCCGGAACCGGCUGCUGCGGCAGAGCCUGCUGGAGACGCUGAGCGGCCUGCUGUCCGCCGGAGAGCCCGUCCCGUUCACAGUGGAAGACAUCAAGACGAAGUUCAGGAACCUGCGGACCAUCUUCCAGCGGGAGCACAAGGCGGUGAGCGCCAACAGAACCUGCGGUUCCGAGGAUUUCUACCUGCCCAAGUGGAGGCACUACCUGGACCUGCUGUUCCUCUGCGACUCCGACAGCGACGAGGCCUUCGCCCAGACCCGGCCCGCCUCCGCCCAGAACCCGGCCGUCCCGCCGGCCCCGACCCCGCCGCGCUCCUGGCUCUCCUGCUCUUCCUCCUCCUCCUCCUCGUCUUCGACCCGCAGCAGGAAGCGAGCGGGCCGGCCGGCGGCGGCGCCGAGGAGCGGGCGCCGCGGCGAGGCGCCGCACGCCGGCUUCCUGAAGUACGUGGAGGAAUGUCUGAACGAGGCGCCGCCGCACAAAGUGAAGAGGAUGAAGAAGAAAAUCAUCGAGACGAUUCACAACCUGGAGGAGGACGGAUGAAAAACACUUCAAAAAAUACUGUAGAGUUUACAGCAAAGUACUGGGCCACUGAGAGAAUAUAGAAAUAAAAUAUGAGAAUAAUGUCAAAAUAAUAACGACAAAAAGAUUAAAAAAUAAAAUAAAAUCAUCAAAUUAUAAUAA
Molecule: messenger RNA, 1850 nt
Organism: Xiphophorus hellerii (green swordtail)
Lineage: Eukaryota; Metazoa; Chordata; Actinopteri; Cyprinodontiformes; Poeciliidae
Exons: 7
Coding region: 57-1709 (550 amino acids)
Source: RefSeq, a predicted model, not a curated record